Messenger RNA from Acanthosepion pharaonis, 2175 nucleotides. Lineage: Eukaryota; Metazoa; Mollusca; Cephalopoda; Sepiida; Sepiidae. The record is from the annotation of a GenBank genome assembly.
AUGGGGAAUAAAAAAGAAGAAAAUAAAAACCGAAUUUCAUUAGGUUUCUUUCUUUCUUUCUUUCUUUCUUUCUUUCUUUCUUUCUUUCUUUCUUUCUUUCUUUCUUUUCGUGCCGGGAUCCCCGUAUCUUUGUUGGUCGUACGCAAUUCACCAACCGCUGCCAUCCCUUGCCUCGUCCCUCUCUCCACCAUCACUACCACAACUUCUCUCACACCCACUUUCUGUUCCCUCCCUUCUGUUUUCUCUUAUUCUAUCUGCUUCUUCUUCUUCUUCUUCUUCUUCUUCUUCUUCUUCUUCUUCUUCUUCUUCUUCCCUAUCUCGUUCUAUUUUAAACUUUAUUCUUUCUUUCAUUUGCUAUCUCCUCUUCUUUCCUUCAUUGCUUUUAACUCUUUAUUCUUUCUUUUUUUUCUUUCUUUCUUACUACCUUACUUUUAUUAUUUUCUUUCUUUCCUUCUUUCUUUAUUUUUAUUUUUUCAUUUUUUCUUCGUUGUCCCUUUUUCUUUCUUUCUUUCUUUCUUUCUUUCUUUCUUUCUUUUAUCUUUCUUAUCUAUUUUUUGUCUUUCUUUCUUUCUUUCUUUCUGUUUUUAUUUUCUUUUUUCAUUAUUUUCUACAUGUCCUUUUUACUUCCUAACUGUUUCUUUCUUUCUUUUUUCUUUUUAUUUUCUUCCUUUCUUUCUUUCUUUCUUUCUUUUCUUUCUUUCUUUCUUUCUUUCUUUCUUUCUUUCCAUUUUAUUUGUCUUUCUCCUAUUUUCGAGACCCACCCACGUCAUCACCCUCCCUCCUUUUCCCUCUUUUCUAUUAUCUAAGACAUUUCUUCUCAGUGAUCAUUUCGCCUCCUUCUCCUCAUCAGCCAAUUCGCCCCUGACGUCCCAACCCCACGCACCUGAGCCAGACAACACAGGCCCAGAUAGAAUCACAUACACGCCAAUAUUUACGACGUAUGACAAUCCAUUUUCCUCUGCGACUGAUUGCCGUCUACAAACCUCGACUUCUUUACAAAUAAUCCGCUUCCCUCUCUUUUCUUUUCUUUUUACUUUUUGUUUGUUUGUUUGUCUGUCUGUUUGUUCUUUCUUUCUCUUUCUUUCCUUCUUUCUUGCACCUUCACUUGAGAAACAUUUCCUUAUAAUUUCUCUCAGUUUUUUUACUUUUUUUCUUUCUUCGCACUUUUGUUCUUCCUCGUUUUCUUUUUAUUUCUUUAAGUCUUCUUUUUCUUUCUUUCGUUAUUUCGGUCAUUUUUCUUUCUUUUGUUUUUUUUUUUUUCAUCUCUAUCAUUUUAUUUUAUUUUCUAUUUUUCAUCUUUUUUCAUUCGUUCCUCAUUUUACUUCCAAAUUUUCUUCCUGUUUCUUUUCUUUUUUCAUAAUUCUUUACUUUUCCAUUUUCCAUCUUUUUUCGUUUCUACCCAUUCUUGCAUUUUUCUCAUUUCUUUCUUUCUUUAUUUCUUUCUUUCUUUCUUUCUUUCUUUCUUUCUUCGUUUUCUUCUUUCAUUUUUUUACUUCUUACUCUCGAAUUUUGCUCCGAUUUUUCUUUUGUCCUUUCUUUUUUUUUACACUAAUUUUUUCUUCACUGAAAUUCAGCUCUUUGUUCCUUUUGUUAAUUUUUUUAUCUAUCUAUCUAUCUAUCUAUCUAUCUAUCUAUCUAUCUAUCUAUCUAUCUAAGUCUGUUCAUCUAUCGCAGUCUGUUCAUCUAUCUAUCUAUCUAUCUAUCUAUCUCUUAAAUUUUCUCCCUUUUCUUUCUUUCUUUCUUUCUUUCUUUCUUUCUUUCUUUCUUUCUUUGCUUUCACUCUCAUUCUGUCCAUUCUUUCUGUCUUUUUGGCCCUCCUACUGCAUCUCUUUGGCGUUUCUUUUUGUCUUCUUUCAAAUUCAUUUUUUUCUUUCUUUUUACCGUCUUUCAUUACUUGGUCAUUCUCUCUUCUCUAUCUCUCUCUCUCUCUCUCUUUCCACCUUAUCUUUGCCUUUUUCUUUACCCCUUGUUUAUUGCCCUCUAUUUAAUCUUAUUUAUUUCUCUCACUUUCUUUCAUUCUAUUUCUUUUUUCGUUUUAGUUUCUCUCUCUCUCUCUCUCUGUCACUCACUCACUUACUCACUUACUCACUCUUUCCAUUUGUUUUCUUUUCUAUUCCUUUCUUUCUUGUUCCAAUUCUCUACCAUUUCGUUCAUUUUCCUUUAACGAUAUUUUGA